Moesziomyces aphidis is the source of this 1500-nucleotide messenger RNA. Lineage: Eukaryota; Fungi; Basidiomycota; Ustilaginomycetes; Ustilaginales; Ustilaginaceae. The record is from the annotation of a GenBank genome assembly.
AUGGCACAGAUCAGCACCACCUCCGAACAGACCAUCCAGACGCUCGAGCGCAUCGGCGCGCACUCGCACGUCAAGGGUCUUGGCCUCGAUGACCAGCUCGAGCCGCGUCCAUCGUCGCAGGGCAUGGUGGGCCAGCGUGCCGCCCGAAAGGCUGCCGGUCUCAUCGUCAAGAUGGUGCAGGAUGGCCGUAUCGCCGGCCGUGCCAUCCUCAUGGCCGGUCCGCCCAGCACAGGAAAGACGGCCAUCGCAAUGGGCAUGGCACAGACGCUCGGCUCCGAUGUUCCCUUCACCAUGCUUUCGGCAUCCGAGGUGUUCUCGCUCGAAAUGAGCAAGACCGAGGCACUGAUGCAGGCGUUCCGACGCUCCAUCGGCGUGCGCAUCCGCGAGGAGGCCGAGGUGGUCGAGGGCGAGGUGGUCGAGAUCCAGAUCGACCGCUCGCUCACCGGCGCCACCAAGACGGGCAAGCUGACCAUCAAGACCACCGACAUGGAGACGAUCUACGAGCUGGGCAACAAGAUGAUCGACUCGCUCCAAAAGGAGAAGAUCACCGCGGGCGACGUGAUUGCCAUUGACAAGGCGAGCGGCCGCAUCACCAAGCUCGGCCGCAGCUUUACGCGCGCGCGCGACUACGACGCCAUGGGCAGCGAUACCAAGUUUGUGCAGUGCCCCGAAGGCGAGCUGCAGCGCAGGAAGGAUGUGGUGCACACGGUGUCGCUGCACGAGAUCGACGUGAUCAACUCGCGCACGCAGGGCUUCCUUGCGCUCUUCUCGGGCGACACGGGCGAGAUCAAGCCCGAGCUGCGCGACCAGAUCAACACCAAGGUGGGCGAGUGGCGCGAGGAGGGCAAGGCCGAGAUCGUGCCGGGCGUGCUGUUCAUCGACGAGAUCAACACCAAGGUGGGCGAGUGGCGCGAGGAGGGCAAGGCCGAGAUCGUGCCGGGCGUGCUGUUCAUCGACGAGGUGCACAUGCUCGACAUCGAGUGCUUCUCGUUCCUCAACCGUGCGCUCGAGUCGGAGCUGGCGCCGCUCGUCAUCAUGGCGUCCAACCGCGGCAUCUGCCGUAUCCGCGGCACGCGCUUCCGCUCGCCGCACGGCAUGCCCAUCGACCUGCUCGACCGCGUGCUCAUCAUCAGCACCAAGCCGUACGAGCUGGACGACCUCAAGCAGAUCCUCACCAUCCGCGCCGCCGAGGAGGAGGUGUCGCUGAAGCCCGAGGCGCUCGAGGUGCUGACGCGCAUGGCGUCCGAAACGUCGCUACGAUACGCCAUCAACCUCAUCACCACGGCCAACCUGGCUGCCAAGCGCAGAAAGGCCGACGCCGUAGAGGUGGUCGACGUGCGCAGGGUGUACAACCUCUUUGUCGACGAGAAGCGCAGCGUGCAGUACCUCAAGGAGCACGCAGAGCAGUUUAUGAGCGAGUCCGACGAGUACGGCGACAUCGACGGCCUCAGCUCCGCAGCUCCGAUCAUCGGGCGCCAGAUGGCCGCCGCGCAGGCCUGA